Durio zibethinus is the source of this 2833-nucleotide messenger RNA. Its product is annotated as cation/H(+) antiporter 15. NCBI's taxonomy places the organism in Eukaryota, Viridiplantae, Streptophyta, Magnoliopsida, Malvales, Malvaceae. Gene Ontology annotation, biological process: proton transmembrane transport; regulation of pH. Gene Ontology annotation, cellular component: membrane; endomembrane system. The record is from RefSeq and is a predicted model, not a curated record. Gene Ontology annotation, molecular function: antiporter activity.
ACAUUAUAGGUUAUUGCAACCCCGCAUGAUUCUCCUGUACGCCCAUUCAGUUUUUCUAACCUUCCAAACUCCUUCACCACUCCACCUCUCUCAACCACGCAACCUUAAAUUUCAACUUCUUUCUGUCUAUCGAUCAAUUAACAUUUUUUCUUUGUCCGGUUGAUUGACCAUAACAUGCCGGCUUGAUUAUUUGCAAGUUUCUUUCUGCUGGCUGCUAAAAUGGCUAAUGCAACAUCUAAUGGUAAAUUGAUAUGCGACAGAAAAGACGAGUUAAGAGCAAGUGGUGUCUUCUUCGGGGGUAAUCCACUCGACUUUGCAACUCCUGUCCUUUUUCUUCAACUUUCGGUUUCAGCUAUAUUGACUUCCAUAAUCCAGUUACUUUUCAACCAUCGUGGUCAGAGUUCAUUUUUCUCACAUAUGUUGACUGGUAUUCUAAUGGGACCGAUGAUUUGGGGAGAUAGCAAUCCUAUCGUGAGAGGGGCUUUAACCUAUAGAAGUUUAUAUAUCAAUCAAACAUUAGCCCUAUUUGGGUGCACGCUAUUUCUGUUUUCAAUUGGAGUAAAAACGGAUUUAAGCAUGGUUAAAAGAACAGGAAAGAAAGCAGUGAUCAUUGGCGUUCUAUCUUUUCUGGUGCCCAUUACUCUAAACACAAUCGUUGCUGCCAUUUUAAAGCAUACUGUCAAAAUGCAUCCAGAUAUACAACAAUCCAUAUAUUUCGUCGCAUCAUUUUUUGCUUUAAAUUCCUUUCAUGUCGUAGUCUGUCUUCUAGCUGAUCUAAAUCUACUCAACUCAGAGCUCGGUCGAUUAGCCACAUCUUCUUCUUUGGUUAGUGGCAUGUUUUCUUGGUGUUGGAUAAUUAUACUCUACACAAUUAUGCAAGGUAGCAUAGGAAAACAGGAAACUGUGAUAUGGAUGUUCCUAUCUCUUGCCUGCUUGUUGAUGAUCAUAGUAUACAUCUUGCGGCCUGUGAUGGUGAUGAUGGCAAGGCAUACAACUGAAGGAAAAAGUGUAAAAGAGGGUUACAUCUCGGCUAUCUUUAUGAUGGUUUUAGGGUGUUCAUUCGUUAGCGAAGUAAUUGGGCAACAUAUGAUCAUUGGGCCAAUAUUUUUGGGCAUGGCAGCGCCAGGGGGACCGCCAUUAGGAUCAGCACUGGUCAACAAACUUGAUUCUUUCGUAUCCUCUGUUCUCCUACCAAGCUAUUUUAUAUUAACUGGAUCUGGCAUAAGCAUCCUAAAUGUACAUUGGCAGGCUGUGAUUAUCAUCCAGUUUCUGUCUUUUUGUAACUUACUCGCAAAACUUUUGGCAACUGUCUUGCCUUCCCUGUACUGCAAAAUGCCUCCUCUUGAUGCUAUUUCCUUAGGCCUUAUCAUGAGUGUCCAGGGGGUCACGGAUGUCAUGAUUCUACAACAUGCACAGAACCUUAAGCUAAUUGACAGCCAAUCAUUUACCAUCAUGUCCGUAUCAAUUGUUUUUAUGGCUGGAAUCAUCACCCCCUUGGUGAAAUUUUUAUACGAGCCAUCCAAGAGAUACAUUUCCCAUAAGAAAAGGUCCAUUCAACACUCACAUCCAGAAACAGAGCUCCGAAUGCUGGCCGGAAUUUACUGCCAAUAUCAGACUCCUUCUAUCAUCAAUCUCCUCGAAUUAUCAAAUCCAACAGCAAAAAGCCCCAUAUGCUUCUACGUGGUUCACCUCCUUGAACUCAUUGGUCGAUCAGCUCCGCUUCUCAUAACUCAUCGGCCAGGCAGAAAGAAUUCAGUUCAAAUGCAGGGUUCCAAGCACAUGAUAAACGCAUUCAGAUUGUACGAGGAGAUUAAUGAGGGUACUGUUGUUGUCAACUUAUAUACAGCCAUUUCGCCAUUUGUCUCAAUGCAUGAUGAAAUUUGCAGUCUUGCAUUGGAAAAGAGAGUUUCGUUGAUUGUUAUCCCAUUCCACAAGCAAUGGAAUACAAGCACUGAAAUUGAAGUAUUGCCACGGGCUACCAGAUCAGUCAAUCAACAAAUCCUCCAAAACGCCCCCUGUUCUGUCGGGAUCUUGGUGGACCGUGGCACAACGACUAGCACAAAUUCCAUGUCAAGUAAAAGCUUAUACAACGUUGGACUGAUAUUUGUGGAAGGCCCUGACGAUCGAGAAGCAUUAGCAUAUGCCAUGCGCAUGGCAGAACACCCCAACAUAAGCAUCACGGUGACCCGUUUGGUUGAUUCUAACAAGAAAAGAAGAGAAGGCAGAACCAAUCAUCAGGAACUAGAAGAUGAGCGCAUUAUCAACGACUUCAGGAUUGCGCAUGCGGGGAAACAACACUUCGUCUACAAGGAGGAAUUUGUGUGUGAUAGCGUGGAAACAGUAGGGAUAAUUCGAUCAAUGGAGGAUUGUUAUGAUCUCAUUUUGGUGGGAAGACGCCAUGACAGCAAUUCGCCAUUGUUCGCCGGGCUUACCGAGUGGAAUGAGUUUCCCGAGCUAGGAUUUGUGGGGGACAUGUUAGCCUCAUCGGACUCCGGCUGUCAAGUCUCGGUGCUGGUAAUGCAACAAACACUUGCAAAGUCCAAAAAUACUACCACCGAUUCAUCCGUAAUGGUAGAUAUACCCCAUAAGUUAACUAGAGUGUGGCCAGAGACCUAGGAAAUUACAGAGAAAGUAGAAUUCAACAACUUAAUAAAUUGUUUCUUUUCUUUUUCCCUUCUACACUAUACUGUUGAAGUCUUAGUAAUCUAAGAAGACUAGAAUGAAGUAGCCAAAUGAAUCAUCGUAUUCAUGUGUUGGUAUGUUUUCGACUGAAACAGUAGUCAUUCUCCUUCAGCAUUGGCAGUAGAAUGUAAUAUUUAGAUAUCCAAUUUGA